Messenger RNA from Aureobasidium pullulans EXF-150, 749 nucleotides. RefSeq lists its product as uncharacterized. Lineage: Eukaryota; Fungi; Ascomycota; Dothideomycetes; Dothideales; Saccotheciaceae. The coding region runs from base 243 to 665 and encodes 140 amino acids. The record is from RefSeq and is a predicted model, not a curated record. The transcript has a single exon.
GGUAGGUGUCUCUUUCUCUAAGUGUUGGCAGCUAUCUUCUACCGGGUGAGUGGUCACGGAAGUCGCUGUCCCGCGUCUGGAACGUCCUUGUUGCUUGCCUCCGUCGCGCUCUGCAAGUCGUCUCUGCCACUACUUGGAGUUGAUCUUCAUUCAUCGUGUGCUUUCUUUCAUAAUUACUAUCCGACGCUUAAACAUCUUCCUGUUCCGGCACCUCUGGCUAACGACAAGCUUCACUGCUCACGAUGUCCAAUCGAACCAACUCCACAACCUCGCCAGCUCUCAUCACGCGAGAGGCGCUGUUUCAUCUUAUGGCUCUGUCACGCGAUACCUCUUUAUCUGACGAUGAGAUACGUGCUGUCGCACACUGCGUGAAUCACCGGAAUAUCAAUGAGGUCGUCGAUUCCUUUCGUGUCGUCCAUUCCAUCAAGUCUUCUUUUGCACAGUCAAACUCUCGAGCCUCUUCAGAGAAGGGCGCCGCGUUGUGUGCCGAGACCUUCUACAGUCUCUGCGAAGAGGAUCGCGUCAAAUUACGGGAACUCAGUCUUUACUGUCCCUUUACUCUGGCAUACAAGUCAUGCGUGCAUGGAAAUAGGUGUCAGCUAAAGGACAUAUGUCGUUGGGUAUGUGACAGACACUAUUUUUAUGGUGUUUCGGCCAAGUGUUGACCCCUUGUCCAGAGAACCUGCAAGCGACACAACUGCUAGAAGUCACACGAUGUUCGCGGCACUUGCUAUUCCGUUUUCAAAGGC